Messenger RNA from Solanum dulcamara, 381 nucleotides. Its product is annotated as dnaJ protein P58IPK homolog B. Bases 55 to 366 code for a protein of 103 amino acids. Gene Ontology annotation, molecular function: protein binding. The transcript is spliced from 2 exons. The record is from RefSeq and is a predicted model, not a curated record. Gene Ontology annotation, cellular component: endoplasmic reticulum lumen. Lineage: Eukaryota; Viridiplantae; Streptophyta; Magnoliopsida; Solanales; Solanaceae.
ACCAUUAACUUUUGUGAAGGCAGAAGCUAAUGUAAGGGUAAGUUUCGUCUUGCUAUGGAGGAGUACAAAGCAGCCCUGUCGUUGGACCCCAACCAUUCUGCACAUAAUGUAAAUCUUCAUCUUGGUUUGUGUAAAGUCUUGGUGAAGCUUGGUAGGGGGAAGGAUGCUAUAUCAAGCUGUUCAGAAGCCCUUGAGCUUGAUGGAGAGCUUAUUGAUGCUCUUGUGCAGAGGGAUGAAUCCAAGCUUCUAACAGAAGAUUGGGAGGGAGCUAUUGCAGAUUUGAAAGAAGCAGCUGAAAAAUAUCCUCAGGUUUGUUGGCAAUUUUUCUCGGUGGUUCUUUUGUUUAUUUGUUAUUUCCCUGUUUAAACCUUUCUUCAUGUA